This is a messenger RNA of Polychytrium aggregatum, 3971 nucleotides long. RefSeq lists its product as uncharacterized. Lineage: Eukaryota; Fungi; Chytridiomycota; Chytridiomycetes; Polychytriales. Bases 1 to 3654 code for a protein of 1217 amino acids. The record is from RefSeq and is a predicted model, not a curated record. The transcript has 23 exons.
AUGGACCGUCCUCCAAAGCAUGAGAGGAGUCUCAGCCGUCUCGCUUCCCGCCGCAACUCGGAGAUGUCGAACGCCGCAUCCGAUCUUGGCCCCAGCUUCGGAGUUACAAGCGAAGGCUCUCAGAGCUCGAUCGACGACGAUGCUGAAGUCUUGAUCGGACGCCACACGGUCGAGAGCUUCUUCUCCGUCAUAUUCUUCUUUCUCAUCAGAAGAGCUGUCGCGCCCGUCUUGGUCGCCGAAUAUGUCAAUAUCGUUGUCAACGAUCUCAUGAUGUACUCGUUUCUGUUCUAUCCAACCCCAAUCUUUAUUGACGCUUACAGCCGGGCUCGUUCAUCUGCCCCAUCUGCGUUGCUAGACCCUUGGAUCCAGUUUCCGUACAACAUUGGCAGCAUUGCCGUCGAAUACCACUUCAUGUCGCUUGCUCGCUAUAUGCCGUUCUUUGUGGUGGCUUGUGCGCUGGUGCUUUCUUUCCUCGGCCUGGUUCUCUACGUGGCGUACGAUGUUCUGAAGGGAUCAGGUCGCACACGUACGUUAUGGCCUCUGGAUCUCUCUCGAAUCAUGGGCGUGCUCGUCGGAGAGUGCUUGUUUCUCCCAAUUCUGGAUAUCUUUUAUGCACCUUUGCUGCCUAGCGACGGUUCAGCGGUGCCAUCGGAUUCGCUUGUUGCUAUCGGCUUUACGCCAGUAAAGAUUGUCAUAAUCAUCGUCGCAUGCAUCCAUAUUUUGCUAGUCGUUGUAUCCUUCCUCAUCCUCAGACCAUUUCCUGUCCGCGAUCAUGGCGGCUCUCACUUGCUUGAUUUCGCGCCACUGAAACACGUUCGAUAUGGAUGCGGGGGCACCGCCAGGGCUACCAUACUACAAUCCCCUAUGGAAUCGCAUCGCUGCCUGAUGUACCUCGCUCAGUUUGUGGCAGCAGUGCUCCUGACCGAGGAGAGGAUCGUUCGGUAUCGUGUGAGCCCAGAGGACAACAUGAUAGUAUUCUCGGACGCAUAUCAUGUCGAGCACUCUGUUCGCCAUCAAGUGGUUCCUGAGAACCUCAUCAACGAUAGACUAUGUUCCUCGGCACUACAAACCAUCCAACGUAACUUUAGAAUCGGGAUCAGCGAGUUUCCGAAUGACCACCUCCUCAAGCUGUCCUAUGCCGACUAUCUCAUACACCUGUCACCCCAUACGGCCGAAGCGGCGAAGAUAAUAUACAACCUCGAAAGCAACUACCAGCAGCUCGAUAUCGACUCUAAAUUCCAUCUGUAUGCCCUCGGACAGGUGAGCAUGAUCGUCUCGGCAUGCAUCCAGGGCCGAUUGCUGGCGUAUCAAAACAAUGAAGUUUUCGGCCUGAUCGGAGACUCUGCGGAUGCGAUUCGCUUCCUGCAAUUCAAGAAAAUUCUUCAAUUUGCCGACGCCAACUACCACAGUGCUCUCAUUCAAACCGCCAAGCUGUGGCAGGCCAUCCAAGAGAAGUCUGCUACUCUCGAGAUGCUUGAGUACUACGCCGUGACCAUAUUCAAGUACCAGAACAUGGCCAAUAGCAACUACACAGCUUUGAUCCAGAAUAAGGCGGUAUCCGCGAUAAGGGUGCACAGCCAGUACCAUGGAGCCAACCGGAACGGCUAUCUAAUCAGCACACUGCCUAAUAUUACCAUGCAGAUCCUCGGAGAGUGCACCAAGGCCCAGCGGCUACUCCUCAUGGCUGACAUGCUCGAGGACAGCCCAGCCACUCACAUGGAUGAUCCAGAGUUUGUUUUUGCCGAGAGCAGUGAAGACGAGUCACGAGUGUACGAGUACGAAAGCCAAGCCCUGCUCCAGGUCAACAGCCGCCCACUCAAGACACUCACAAUCAGGAUGUCACUCUUGAGCAUCCUCGUGCUGGCCACAAUCAUCGCAAGCUUUUGGGUGGUGUAUGAUGUGAUCCAAUUCCAGAGACAAUCUACUUUGCUCUUUCAACGGAUCGACAGCGCCAUAUUAGGCGGUCUCCUGAUCGAGAGACGAGUCAAUGAUAUGCAGACCGCAUAUGGACAGAACAACUCGGCCGCAUAUCAGAAGGCCCAAACGGUUAUCGGACAGAUACUCGAAAACAUUACAUCAACUGACUUUGGCGCAAGCGACACGACAAUGACGAGCUUCAUUACGUACUAUCCCUCAAACUCCUCGCGCGUGAAAACUCAAGUUUCAGCACUCUCUGCGUUCAACCAAUACGUCGACUGCGCGACAAGUUUGUUGAAUAUGUCCAUGACGAGCUUCGCAACCAAUACAACCUCCGCCUCGUGCGUCACCAGCAACGUUUACUUUGCAACAUCACUCCUAUACAAUCAAUUCCUGCUUCAGUAUCGCCUCAAACGAUUCCGUCAAAAUCAGAGAUCGAUUCUGGGGGUUUUCUUGAAAAUAUCGGCGUCACAAGCUGGGGAAGUGCUAAAGGCAUAUUUCGAGAAUACGGUCGAUGAGGGGUUCAUGGAAAGGGCAGAAAAUAGCUGGUGGAGAGACAUAUCGUCGGACUCGAUAAGGAUUUCUGUGCUCGACGACCUCAGAUAUCACCUGCUGUUCCACGGAGUGUUUAUGACUGCAAUCAUUAUCUGGAGCACAACCUCCAGUGUACUGAGCUUGAAGCAAAUCAUGGUCAAUAUCAACGCCUACGGCAACUUCUCGAUGAUUGCCAGCCAGAGCCUGGAAGUCGAUUGGUUUCUUCGCCAGCUUCGGAGCCCGAUCCUCGACCCGCUAAUUUGGGAUAUCAGAGCCCAAGCUGUCAGCCAGUAUGCGAGUGAUUUAAGCUCACUGAAUCAGCUCUACGGUGUCGCCGUUUAUGGUGUCGGAGACAAUCAACUGCGUACACCGGCCUACGUCGCGUACCCAAGCGAUGUCUACGGAGUCCUGCUUGAUUCCCCGUGCUUCGCAAAAGAUCCAUCAUACUGCAACACCUCCGCAGCCUGGCUGAACGGUGCUAUGGGAUUCGGCGCCAACUCGAUCCAGCAUGGCUUGGCUCAUCUUCAAAGGAAGUACAUUGUGGCACAUCAAACCCUCGUGAAUGAAGUAGCACGGGGAAUGUCCCUGAGCUCGUCGCCCUUAUGGAUUUCCCAGUACGCAGUCGAUCCGUAUAUCACCGACGGCUGGUCGAUAUGCCAGUCGAGCCUUGCGAGCGAAACAGACACGCUGCUGACGUAUCUGUAUCGCCUGAAUCUGAUUGUGUUUGUUGUCGAGAUCAUCACUGUCCUAGUUUGCGAGCUCUAUCAAAUGCGCAUCAUUUUUAGACGCAUGGAGCUGGUCGACCGAGCCAUCAUCAAUCUGAUUGUUCGAGCUCCGCCCAAUAUCAAGCUGCUUCCAAACAUUGUCCAGAUCAUCGAAGAUGCGGUCGAAAAAUAUGCUGCUACUCAUGAUGGCUGGCAUCCUCAUAGCCAACCAGAGCCCGUUAUUCCUGUGGAUCAGUCAAGCCAUGUCGACACUCCUGACAGCGACCACAAGUCCAACGGGAGAAGCGAGUUUUCCUUCAAUCGGAGCAUCCAGACUUCCGAAGGCUACAAGAGCAGCUUCUCUUUCAACAAGCAAUCAUCGGGCAUGGUUGGGAUCCAUGGCCACAACGACAGCCGACACAGCGACAUUCCCAUUAGCUUCCACGACCACGAAGCAAUCCAGGAGAUGAGCCGCAACAGCUCCAGGUCGAAUUUUUGAGCCCGACCCGCACAGCCUAAUCAAGAUAUGCUAACACUGCAGUGACCACAAUAGCCGCAUCCCAAUCCAACAUUGCGGCAACCAGCAGAGUCCCUGGACAUCGAGAUCCAUGGGCAUUGGACAUAGCACAUUGGGAUAUAUGCACAUUGGGAUUUAUGGACAUCGUAAUCUAUGGAUAUUCUCGCCAAAAUGCACCUGCCCACGACAACGGGUGGCAAGAACGGUUAUGUGGUGGCCCAGCAAGAUGCCUGUCGAUGGACACUGUCCACUCAUCACAGCUCUCUUCGACCUCGAUAUCGCAGUGUCCUGUUCAGAAG